AUGCAGAAAGUCAGGACAGCAGGCAGUGCAGGUGGCGGCAAAGGAUCCGGCGCUGCAGGACCUCUUGCCGGUGCAGGCGGUCUCAUCCUCCUCGGCGGCGGCGCGCUCGUCUUGAACAAUGCCAUCUUCAACGUGGACGGAGGUCACAGGGCCAUAAAGUAUACACGACUCGGCGGUGUCAAGCCAGACAUCUACAACGAAGGCACACACUUCCUGCUGCCGUGGUUCGAGCAAGCCAUUGACUACGAUGUCCGUGCCAAGCCGAGAAACGUUGCUUCAUUGACCGGCACAAAAGAUCUUCAAAUGGUCAAUAUUACAUGUCGUGUCCUCUCGCGGCCCAACGUCGCCGAGCUGCCUACCAUCUACCGGACACUCGGCGAAGACUACGACGAGCGCAUCUUGCCAUCCAUCGUCAACGAAGUCCUCAAAGCAGUCGUCGCUCAGUUCAACGCCUCGCAACUCAUCACUCAGCGUGAAAAAGUCGCUCGUCUCGUUCGUGAUAACCUCGCUCGUCGUGCUGCUCGCUUCAACAUCCUUCUCGAUGAUGUCUCCCUGACGCACGUCCAAUUCUCGCCUGAAUUCACAGCAGCGGUUGAGUCGAAACAAGUUGCACAGCAGGAAGCUCAGCGUGCUGCAUUCAUUGUGGAUCGUGCACGUCAGGAGAAGCAAGGAAAGAUUGUUACGGCACAGGGUGAGGCACGGAGUGCAGAACUCAUUGGUGAUGCAUUGAAGAAUAAGCCACAGUAUGUUGAGCUCAAGAAGCUAGAGACGGCGCGUGAGAUUGCACAGUUGGUGGCAUCCGGCAGUAACAGGAUUUUACUGGACUCGGAUACCCUCUUGCUCAAUGUCAAUCGCUCAGAAGAGGAGCAGGCGCAGAGGGCCAAAGGACGCAAGUUUUAG
Protomyces lactucae-debilis is the source of this 900-nucleotide messenger RNA. RefSeq names its product band 7 family-domain-containing protein. Gene Ontology annotation, cellular component: membrane; mitochondrion. The coding region runs from base 1 to 900 and encodes 299 amino acids. The record is from RefSeq and is a predicted model, not a curated record. Lineage: Eukaryota; Fungi; Ascomycota; Taphrinomycetes; Taphrinales; Protomycetaceae. The transcript has 3 exons. Gene Ontology annotation, biological process: mitochondrion organization.